AUGAGAGAGGGAAAAGUGGCCUUGAUAACUGGGACUACCUCUAAUCUCGGCAUUAAUAUUGCCUUUAGGUUGCUUGAUCAGCUACCCAAUGGCACAAAUAUCACUCUCAUUGUUACUUCCAGGACAUUGCCGCGGGUGAAAGAGGUGAUAGCCGACAUCCAGAAAUACUACAGAGAUAAACACCCCAAUCGCUCUGGUGAACUCGAAUUUGAUUAUCUUCUUGUCGAUUUUACUAACAUGGUGUCGGUAUUAAGUGCAUUCCAUGCUGUUGAGCAAAAAUUCACUAAAAUCGACUACGUUUUCAUUAACGCCGCCCAUGGAGUAUACUCCGGCAUUGAUUGGAUGCAAGCGACAAAGGCAGUAUUUACAAACAUUCUUGAUGCCGUUACCUUUCCAACUUAUAAGCUUCAGAAGGUUGGUGUGAAGUCUGUCGAUGACAUCGGGGUGGUUUUCCAAGGUAAUGUCUUUGGCCCAUAUUACUUUUUACACAGAAUCAGACACUUGCUCGAAGGUGGUGCCCGUGUUGUGUGGAUUUCUUCUGUUAUGGCCAGCCCCAAAUACUUAUCUUUUGACGACCUUCAACUACUUAAAUCUCCCGAGCCUUACGAGGGCUCAAAAAGAUUUAUUGAUCUAUUACAUUGCGGAACUUUCAGAUAUCUUUCCCAAAAGUACAAUAUCAAAUCCUAUGUUGUCCAUCCAGGAAUAUUUACCAGCUUUUCAUUUUUCGAGUUUUUGAAUGUCUUUACCUACUACGGUAUGAUGAUCCUAUUCUAUAUAGCUCGCCUCUUGGGAUCCCAGAUUCACAACAUAUCAGGGUACACUGCCGCGAAUGCACCUGUAACAGUCGCAUUGAACGACUGCGAUCAGUCCGUAAAAUGGGUAUCGGCGUGUAACCGCUGGGGUCGCGAGUUCACUACGCAUGAUGAAAUUGAAAGUACGGGUGCUGAGGAUGUCGUUGCUUUCAUAGAUAAGUUAGUCGGCGAAUGGGACGAAAAGUUAAGAAGCCAGAUCACGGAGACUCGGAAGACAUGA
Candidozyma haemuli is the source of this 1032-nucleotide messenger RNA. It is a transcript of the gene ERG27, whose product is annotated as 3-keto-steroid reductase. NCBI's taxonomy places the organism in Eukaryota, Fungi, Ascomycota, Pichiomycetes, Serinales, Metschnikowiaceae. Gene Ontology annotation, cellular component: mitochondrial outer membrane; endoplasmic reticulum membrane; lipid droplet. Bases 1 to 1032 code for a protein of 343 amino acids. Gene Ontology annotation, biological process: ergosterol biosynthetic process. The record is from RefSeq and is a predicted model, not a curated record. Gene Ontology annotation, molecular function: 3-beta-hydroxysteroid 3-dehydrogenase (NADP+) activity. The transcript has a single exon.